This is a messenger RNA of Abrus precatorius (Indian licorice), 416 nucleotides long. Its product is annotated as putative lipid-transfer protein DIR1. The transcript is spliced from 2 exons. Lineage: Eukaryota; Viridiplantae; Streptophyta; Magnoliopsida; Fabales; Fabaceae. Bases 25 to 384 code for a protein of 119 amino acids. Gene Ontology annotation, molecular function: fatty acid binding. The record is from RefSeq and is a predicted model, not a curated record. Gene Ontology annotation, biological process: systemic acquired resistance.
GUAGUUCAGUCCAGUGAUUGAGAAAUGGAAGCUUACAUUAAGGUCUUAUGCAUUCUUGGGGUUCUAGCAUUUGUUAGUAUUUCAGAGAUUCAUAGAGUGGAAGCUGCAGGAGAAUGUGGAAGGUCUACCACUCCAGACAAUGAAGCACUGAAGCUUGCUCCAUGUGUGAGUGCAGCACAAGAUGAAAAUGCAAGUGUUUCUCAGAGUUGCUGUGCUCAAAUCCAGAAAAUUGGUCAGAACCCAAGUUGUCUGUGUGCUGUUAUGCUCUCCAACACAGCAAAGAUGUCUGGAGUAGAAGCUAAGGUUGCCAUAACCAUCCCCAAGCGUUGCAACCUUGCUAAUCGCCCUGUUGGUUACAAGUGUGGACCAUACACACUGCCUUAAGAUUGUAAUGGAAACAAGGAAGGACUGGGCAU